Penicillium macrosclerotiorum is the source of this 1458-nucleotide messenger RNA. RefSeq names its product TPR domain protein. Gene Ontology annotation, biological process: protein quality control for misfolded or incompletely synthesized proteins. Bases 1 to 1458 code for a protein of 485 amino acids. Gene Ontology annotation, molecular function: misfolded protein binding. The record is from RefSeq and is a predicted model, not a curated record. Gene Ontology annotation, cellular component: i-AAA complex. Lineage: Eukaryota; Fungi; Ascomycota; Eurotiomycetes; Eurotiales; Aspergillaceae. The transcript has a single exon.
AUGUUCCGCGCAACAUCGCGAGGCGCAAGCGUCUAUGCCUCAAAAUUCACAACCGCACAGCGCAGUUCCUUGACCCGAUCAAUAUGCAACAACACCACACAACCAAUCCUACGCCCGAGAUAUAACAAUGCCACUCGGUUUUCGCACUCGCAUCUUCCUCACCCCAGAUACCUUACCAUCGCCCAGAAAGUGCGCCUGAAAUACCGCGAAGCCUCCAAGGGCAUCUUCCGCAAGAACCCGGUUCUCCUGCCGCUGGCCAUCUUCUCAGUCGUCGGCGGUCUUGCUAUCUUCGCAUAUAUCUCGUAUGUGGAAGUCACUCGUGUCCAGCCACAAUAUCACAAGUUCCCGCAGCCGGUGGCGGACUCUCUGCGCACGGCAGUGUACUACACCGAGAUUGACCUCAAUCCACCCAAGGCGUUGAAGGCUUACAAAGAGGCGUUGCGGAUCGCUGUGGAGAUGGGUAUGCACCCGUUUUCAGACGAGGUUCUAGGAAUCAAGUUGCAAGUGGCUAUGAUGCUGGAAAAGGCCGGGCUGGUGAAGCCCGCGAUCGAGGUGCUGGAGCGAACAAAGAAUGAGGCGCUGAGCUGGGUCGAGGAAGGUCGAGAAUCGGAGUCUGCCCCGGUUGACAAGUCAAAGACAGAGAAGGUCCUUGCACAGGCCAAGAUUGCGCCGGAGAAUGUGCAGAUUGACGAGGGCGCGCUCCAGGAUGCGGAGAAGGAGAUGAAGGAGAUGCAGGAGUUUGAGGCGCGCCAGCGUGAUCGGACGCUGAAGAAAGUUGUUGGCAUGGAGAUGAAGCUCGGCGAGCUGUACUCGAGCGAGUAUAUUCAGGACGAGAAGAAGGCAGAGGCGGCGCAGGUUGCUGCCGUAGAGCUUUGCCUGAAGGAGAUGCACCGCCGGCAGAAGCUGGGUCUCUCCGUAGGAAGUGCGGCUACAGGCGAUGGGUCUGACAACUCAUGGUUGAAUAUGACUGAGAUUGCCACUGCGCUGGCGGAGCUCGCAGACACCUAUAGCGCGAAAGAGCGUCACGAGCUUGCUAUGCCUCUGUAUCUCCGGGCACUGGAUAUGAUUCGUGGGGUCGAAGGGGAUUCGCCGUCCUGCAAGCAGGUUGUGCUGCUGAACAGUGUUGCCAGCACUAUGGCUGGCCAGGUGCAGUCGCCAGUUAAAGCUCGACCACAGGAGAAGCAGCCAAUCUCUCGUGAGCAGACCGUCGAGGCUGCACGGCAGUGGGCGCAGAAGUCUCUUGAUGUCGCAGCUCGCAUCCAACCGCCUGUGCGUGACGACGAGUGCGACAUAACAUGCGUUGCAGCCACCUAUAACCUGGGUGAGAUUGCAGAGCUACAGAAUAAACCUGACGUGGCUUUGCAAAGAUAUACCGAGGCCAAAUCACUGGCGAAGGGACUUGGCUACGAAGAUGGGGUCUCGAUGGCCGACGCGGCUUUGAAGAGACUUAGGAAAUAA